Molecule: messenger RNA, 2829 nt
Organism: Paramormyrops kingsleyae
Lineage: Eukaryota; Metazoa; Chordata; Actinopteri; Osteoglossiformes; Mormyridae
Gene: cdc42
Product: cell division cycle 42
Biological process (GO): small GTPase-mediated signal transduction
Molecular function (GO): GTP binding; GTPase activity
Source: RefSeq, a predicted model, not a curated record
UUUAUUUGACAGUUUAAACGUCUUCGUUAAGUUACGCAGUACGUGCCCCUGUAAUUCUGUUGGGGAAACCCCGAGUUUGAAGUUGCCAACGCCCGGUGUAGACUAAAACGAACAGGGUAAGAUCUUGAAUGAGAAUAGUGGAUCCUGCUAAAGUACCACUAUGCAGACAAUUAAAUGUGUGGUUGUUGGCGAUGGUGCUGUGGGAAAAACCUGCCUUCUAAUCUCAUAUACAACAAACAAAUUUCCCUCUGAAUACGUACCAACAGUCUUCGAUAAUUAUGCAGUAACUGUCAUGAUUGGUGGAGAACCGUACACUUUAGGGCUGUUUGAUACUGCAGGUCAGGAAGACUACGAUAGGCUACGACCACUGAGCUACCCCCAAACAGAUGUCUUUUUAGUCUGUUUCUCUGUCGUUUCACCUUCAUCUUUUGAAAAUGUUAAAGAAAAGUGGGUACCUGAAAUAACUCACCAUUGUCCAAAGACCCCAUUCCUGCUGGUUGGGACACAGAUUGACUUGAGAGAUGACCCAUCCACAAUUGAGAAACUUGCAAAGAACAAACAGAAGCCCAUCACCCCAGAGACUGCUGAGAAGCUGGCUCGUGACCUAAAGGCAGUCAAAUAUGUUGAGUGCUCUGCUCUUACCCAGAAAGGUCUGAAGAAUGUGUUUGAUGAAGCCAUACUGGCAGCACUGGAACCACCUGAGCCGAAGAAGAAGCGCAAAUGCGUAUUGUUAUGAGUGUACUGUCCUGUUAUUCCCUUGGCUGGGUAUUAAAAUCAGAUUUUACUCCAAAGUAAAGCAUGCUGCAGACAAUAGCAUAAAAACAAAUGAGCAUACAUUUGGAAUAUCCAAUAAAUAAUUCUGUAUGAUCCAAAAGGAUUUCAAGAUGGGUUGAAAUUAGCCUUUAUGGACAACAUUGCAAUGACUCACUUUUGAAUAACCUGAAGGUGACAUUAUUAAAACUAUGGCUUCAGGAAUGCCAAGUUAUAAUUAGAUCCUGUUCCUGAAGUUCACAGUAGUCCUAAUUGUACAUUUUACAUGGGGCUUUGGUCAUGGUUUAGUCCAAAUCAGUAGUUUAAGCAGUCACAUGUUUGACUUGAAUAUGUCCUCCUUACCAAGAUGGAAAUUCAGCUCUUUCCCAUUAGCAAUCCCAUAUGGUUUUCAAACACUCUCCCAUUUAGCAAAAAUAUUGUGAUGUAACAAUUUUUGUCUAGAUUUUUAGACUACUAUUAAAGGCUGACAGGGGAGCAGGGACAUUUUAACAGUGUUAGCCGAAUAAGCGGUGUAUUAAUGUGAUGCCAGGGACCAUACAGCGUUUAACAAGAACUUGCAAGGCAUGAUUGGUUCCUUGUAAUAGAACUAAUGAUGUGGUUUGAUUUUUUUUUUCCCUUUUUUUAAUUUUAAAAUGGCAGUGUUAUGCAUUUUUACCAAAACCUUUUUCCGUUUUAUUAAAGGAGAGUUUUACAUCUUUCGUUGUAUGAAGAUGAAUUAUACCAAAGCUUCGAAUUGCCUUUUGAUUUAAUUGGGGUGGGGAGUGCAAACUCAAUGCCAGUGAAGGUUCAGUUUGCUGGAAUGCCCAAUUCCUUCUACAUUAUAAACUGCUUACUCAUAAACAAACAUUGCUAUACUCUGUCGAUCUAUCGUUUCAUUCCAGCUUAAUUUCAUAUCUUAGGUGCAAACCGAAUGCUGUGUUUCUUUGUAUAUGCAUAUAAAAUAUAUACAAAAUGUAUUCCUUUUGCCUUUACUGAUUUAUAUACCAGCAUCCUUAAAAUGUUCAACUAUGAUGACUGAUUUUAACCACAUUUCAGGGGAAAGGUGCAUUUAGGAUGUUCUCAUUUUGUUGUGUCUUUUAAAUGUUAAAGCAAUUUAUUUAGCUUAUUCAGAAUUGAAUUACAUUUUCUGGGAAAAAACUGUUGGCUACACCACUUCUGGAUGAGUGACUACUUUGGCCCUAUGAAAACAUAAAGUCUUUAUCUUUGGCAGUGACAUGUAUGUGCUUUGUGUGUGUUAAUCCACUAGUAAUUGUACUGAAAGAUUUUUUUUUUACUUGCAAGAUAGUAAAAUACUGUAAAAGUAAAUACAAUAAUAUUCUAUUCUAAUAUUCUAAAUACAGUUUAGGAAAGAUGUUAGACUAGUGAAGAUGGUACUGAAUAGGGGGUUUGGCCUUGUAACCCACACUGCUAGUUGAGGUUCUAGCAGUGGCCUUGUUACAACAUAAGAUGUAAUAAUGCCACAUUAUGUAAUAACUUGACAAAAUGUAACAAAUUUUCAUCACUACGUUAUUACAUAAUGUGUCGUCACAUCGUGUAACAAAUUACAAAUGUAUAACCUACAUUAUUAUAUAUUUCAACAUUUCUCAAUCAUCAAUAUCAUAAUACUUCUAUUUGUAAUGUCAAAUUUACAUUUUCGAUUUAUCUAAUGUGGCAUUAUCACAUAAUGCAUUGUUACAGGCUUUCCUCUAAUACCUUUUGUGCAAGAAGCCAGAGGUAUACAUUUCUCAUGUUCUUGUAAGAAGUUCUUUUGGAGUAGCUGUUAAAAUUUUCUGUACAACUAGCAUAAUUGUGCUCUUGCUCUAUUCCUUAACCCGGAAAGUUGGUUCAUUGAUAGGUAGGAAUUUUAUUUACCUCUAAAAUAAACAAUGGUGGUUUUCAUGUUUUCUGCUGGGUGUAUUAGUAUGUAUACUUUUCACAGGUUCUCAGAGAAAUGCUAUGUAACGUAUUGACAAAUGGUAUAGAUUUCCAAAAUACAACUAAUACAAAUGUUUUUAUUUCUCAUAUUUUUGGAAUGAGGUGAUUGUAUGGAUUGCAUAAUAAAUAUAUCAUCUCUGUGUA